Ostreobium quekettii is the source of this 1191-nucleotide messenger RNA. NCBI's taxonomy places the organism in Eukaryota, Viridiplantae, Chlorophyta, Ulvophyceae, Bryopsidales, Ostreobiaceae. The record is from the annotation of a GenBank genome assembly.
AUGGCGCGCGUUUGGCGUCGAGUGUCGUGGGCAUUGGAUAUAUACCGCGAGCUCCUGCCGCUGCCCAAGGCGACCGUCCCUGGAGGCUGCCGGGAACUGUGCUCCUUCCUGCCUGCGCCUGGACUGCCGGCCGUCGACGGCGUCGGCGUGCAUCGACUGGAUGCCGCGGAUGGGGCGGGUGGCGUCCACGACCCAUGCCAGAUACGGCGCAUGGGGCGGCGCGCGGCCGCAUCCGAAAAAGGAGAAGGCGUUCGGUGGCCGCAAGCAGAGGGUAGCCGGCGUCAGAUCAUUUUGGAGGAUGCGGGUGAGCUGACGACUCCGUCUGCCAAGGUCUCGCCCUCCAAGGCGGCCAAGGCAUUGGCGAGCGAUGAUGCGGGCGCCGACAAGAAGCUUACGAAGCGCAUUGUCGAGGUGGCGGCUGAGGCCGAAGAGAGGGCCAAGCAGCGGUUCCAGCAAGGCGUGCCGAGGACCCGCUCGGAGCGGAACGCAGCGCUGUCUGAGGCGCUCGACGUGUACAAGUCGUUGUUGAAGGACCACAGGUUCUCUUCGAGGAGCAUUGCCGUUCUCGCACACAGGAUCGCGACGGUGGCCGCAGCGGCGGAAGCGGAGGAAUGGGUUGCCGCCCAAGACGACGUGAUGCAGCCCCUUAUGCAGAAGCUCAUAAAUUUGGCUGAUGGAGUCUCAGCUGGUGGAUUUGGCGAUGUUUUGUGGGCCCUUGGCAAACUUGGUCUGCAGGCAACUGACACAACCCUACCUAUUGGGGAUGUCGUCAAUGCCUUGCUGAAGAAAGGCACAGCCCGAGUUCGUGAACUUGAUGCAGGGCAUAUUGCGAUCGUGGCAUGGAGCUUGGGCCGGUUGAGAGUAUCAAACAUCCAAGAUUUUGUUGAUGCAAUGUCCUCCAGGGCAAUUCGGAAAAUGAUGACAUUUUCACCCAAAGACCUGGGAAUUGCACUGGAGGGGCUUGGCCAACUUGGCUGCACAGACAAACUGACAUUGUGUGUGACAGCAAGUAACGCCAUUGACAGCUGGCCAGUGGACCAAGACGUGGAUGCUCAUGCAUGCAAGUCAAUAAUAUGUGGCUUUGCUGCAGUAGGCUCGCCUGUCAGUCCACAACUCAUAACUACCCUGGCACAGAAAUUUGCUGCUGAUUUGCCAGCAGUGACUGCAGGUGCAACUGGUGCAGGUGUUUGA